AUGGUGCAGACGGGAGACCCGACGGGAACCGGCAAAGGAGGGCAGAGCAUCUGGGGUCAGCCGUUCCCGGAUGAGGUCCGAUCAACGUUGAAGUUCAAUGCCAGGGGAAUAGUUGCCAUGGCCAAUGCCGGACCGGAUACGAACAAGUCACAGUUCUUCAUCACGUACGCGAAGCAGUCGAGUCUGGACGGCAAGUACACAAUCUUCGGCAAGGUCAUCGACGGCGCGGACUCGACGCUGGACGCGAUUGAGAAGGUGCCAGUGAACGCGAAGAACCGGCCACUGGAGGAGAUCCGGUUGGAGAGCGUCACGAUUCACGCGAACCCGAUUGCGGAGGCUCAGAAGUAG
Molecule: messenger RNA, 348 nt
Organism: Trichosporon asahii var. asahii CBS 2479
Lineage: Eukaryota; Fungi; Basidiomycota; Tremellomycetes; Trichosporonales; Trichosporonaceae
Exons: 3
Coding region: 1-348 (115 amino acids)
Biological process (GO): protein peptidyl-prolyl isomerization
Cellular component (GO): catalytic step 2 spliceosome
Molecular function (GO): peptidyl-prolyl cis-trans isomerase activity
Source: RefSeq, a predicted model, not a curated record